AUGACAAUGAUAAAGGGAGCUUCUUUGUGCCUCUUGUUUUUCUCAUCUUUAUUUGUUUUGGAGACUGUUCAAGGCAAUCCCAACUACAAAGAUGCCUUAGAAAAGUCUUUGCUGUUCUUCCAAGGCCAGAGGUCUGGGAAGCUCCCUGAAUCCCAGAAAAUUACUUGGAGGUCAAGCUCCGGCCUGUCGGAUGGUCAGCUUGCCAACGUGGAUUUAACCGGAGGAUACUACGAUGCCGGAGACAACGUGAAAUUCAAUUUUCCGAUGGCCUUCACCACCACCAUGCUAUCAUGGAGCACGCUUGCAUAUGGGAAGCGAAUGGAUAGCCUGAGCCAAUUAGAAAGUGCAAGGGCUGCAAUACGAUGGGCGACUGACUACCUUCUCAAGUGUGCGACUGCCACGCCUGGGAGGCUCUACGUUGGUGUGGGCGAUCCCAACGCGGACCACAAGUGCUGGGAAAGGCCCGAGGACAUGGAUACGGUUCGGACCGUUUAUUGGGUGUCUUCUAGCAAACCCGGCUCGGAGGUGGCGGCCGAGACUGCAGCUGCUUUAGCUGCUGCUUCCAUGGUUUUUAGGAAGGUUGAUUCCAAGUACUCCAAGCUACUGUUGAAGACGGCCAAAGAUGUCAUGGCAUUUGCAAUGCAAUAUCGAGGCUCUUAUAGCGAUUCCCUCGGCUCUGCAGUCUGCCCAUUUUAUUGUUCAUAUUCUGGAUAUAAGGAUGAACUGCUUUGGGGAGCUGCAUGGCUGCUAAGGGCUACCAAAGAUGUUUCUUAUUCGAAUUUCAUAAAAUCAUUGGGAGCUGAUGAUUCUUCAGAUAUCUUCGGCUGGGACAACAAAUUGGCUGGUGCUCGUGUUCUCCUAGCAAGGCGAGCCUUGAUGAGCAAAGACAAGGACGCUGAACCAUUCAAACAAAAAGCUGAAAAUUUCAUAUGCAUGAUUUUGCCCGACUCUCCUUCCUCAUCUACAAAAUAUACACCAGGCGGGCUCAUCUUCAAGCUACCUGACAACAAUCUUCAGUAUGUUACAUCCACAACAUUCCUGCUUACAACAUAUGCCAAGUACAUGGCCAAUACCAAAUACACAUUCAACUGUGGGAGUCUUUCGGUCACUUCUAAUUCACUAAGAACCCUAGCAAAGAAACAGGUUGAUUAUAUAUUAGGAGAGAACCCGCUGAAGAUGUCAUAUAUGGUAGGAUAUGGGACAAAUUUUCCAAAGAGAAUUCACCACAGAGGAUCUUCCUUGCCUUCAGUAACAAGCCACCCAGAUGCCAUAUCUUGUCAAGGCGGUUUCGACCCCUUCCUUCAUUCAUCGAACCCGAAUCCUAAUAUCUUGACCGGAGCCAUUGUUGGGGGUCCAAACGACAACGAUGAAUUCCCAGAUGAACGGACUGACUACAGUCAUUCAGAACCAACCACCUAUAUUAAUGCUGCUUUUGUUGGACCUUUAGCAUACUUUGCCAAGAGCAGCUACAGCACUUGAUGCCAUUUCCUUCAAUAGUAGUGCAAUGUGUAUGUAUAUAUAUAUAUAUUCUAAUUUCCCCACCAAAAACCAAGCAUGCACCACCAAGAUAUUGGUGGACUAUGUGAUCGUGUUUGAAUUUUUUCCAAUAUAAUUCUGUGAUCCAAGGAUCUUCAGAUUGAUAGGACAAGCUCAAAUUAAAUUUAAGUUUGAAGAGUCAUGUAGUCGGCAGAAACAAAUAUGGAAAUGAUAUUUCAGCAAUCAACACUCUUUAUCAAUUUAUUUUAAUUACGUCACUAACAAAUGACCCGUCAGUUUGUAAAAGAGUUAAUAAUAUCAUAAACAUUUUCCCUCUCGCAUAUGGAUGGUAUAUAUUCACCUGUGAGAGAAUUGA
Molecule: messenger RNA, 1852 nt
Organism: Corylus avellana
Lineage: Eukaryota; Viridiplantae; Streptophyta; Magnoliopsida; Fagales; Betulaceae
Product: endoglucanase 9-like
Biological process (GO): carbohydrate metabolic process
Molecular function (GO): hydrolase activity, hydrolyzing O-glycosyl compounds
Source: RefSeq, a predicted model, not a curated record